AUGGCUGCUGUUCGUCGAUUGAUGGAAGCGUACUGGCGACGAAGGGCAUUGCUUGUGACUGCCGAGCGAACGCAAGCGCCUUUGCUAGCAGGCGACGCUAAAGACGAUGCCUUCGCAUCUGUUGAAGCGGCGCCAGCUACUCAAGAACUAUCCUCACGCUCCCGACAUCUUCGUGUCAGGAGGACUAUCGCACCGUUCAUCGCCAUGCAUGACCUUCCACGCGGUGCUCUAUUUGCCAUACAGUCCCUUCUGAUGUAUACGCUGAUGCUGGCGGUGAUGACUUUCCAUGCUGGCUAUCUCAUCGCCAUUAUAGUCGGCCUUGCCAUCGGAGAAGUACUCUUUGGCCGACUGGGCGAUGUCCAUGGCUUUCACUAG
Molecule: messenger RNA, 375 nt
Organism: Pleurotus ostreatus (oyster mushroom)
Lineage: Eukaryota; Fungi; Basidiomycota; Agaricomycetes; Agaricales; Pleurotaceae
Exons: 3
Coding region: 1-375 (124 amino acids)
Biological process (GO): copper ion transmembrane transport; intracellular copper ion homeostasis
Cellular component (GO): plasma membrane
Molecular function (GO): copper ion transmembrane transporter activity
Source: RefSeq, a predicted model, not a curated record